CUGCAGAAGCCCUGCAGCCUUCUUCACCUUCACUGGCCAGGUACUUCAGGCUUGGGACAUGAGAACUGAGGACUAAAAUUCCUCAAGGAGUCACUCAGGAACAAGCUCUGACCAGCGGAGGGAGUGACACAUCCACCUCCAUCUGCACCGUCCCAUCUCACCCAUCUUCACCUUGCUGUCAGUGCACCCAGACAGUAGGCAGGAGCCGUCCCCGUGCCUCUGCCAGAGAUAAGCCUGUUGGGUUGGUAGAGAAAACCUCGGGCGAAGCCGCAGCAUUGAAAUUGUUACCUGCGAAAGUGAGCGGAGAAGUGAGAGACAAUGAAUGGACCUGUGGAUGGCUUAUGUGACCAUUCUCUAAGUGAAGAAGGAGCCUUCAUGUUCACUUCCGAGUCUGUAGGAGAGGGACAUCCGGAUAAGAUCUGUGACCAGAUCAGCGAUGCAGUUCUGGAUGCUCACCUUAAGCAAGACCCCAAUGCCAAGGUGGCCUGUGAGACGGUGUGCAAGACGGGAAUGGUGCUGCUGUGUGGGGAGAUUACCUCCAUGGCCAUGGUGGAUUACCAGCGCGUGGUGCGGGAUGCCAUCAAACACAUUGGCUAUGAUGACUCUGCGAAGGGCUUCGACUUCAAGACCUGCAACGUGCUCGUGGCUUUGGAGCAGCAGUCCCCGGAUAUUGCCCAGUGUGUCCAUCUAGACAGAAAGGAAGAGGAUUUUGGUGCGGGAGACCAGGGCUUGAUGUUCGGCUAUGCCACUGACGAGACGGAGGAGUGCAUGCCACUCACUAUUGUCCUGGCACACAAACUCAAUGCCCGCAUGGCGGAGUUGCGGCGCACUGGUGCUCUCCCCUGGCUGAGGCCCGACUCCAAGACCCAGGUGACAGUUCAGUACACACAGAAAAGUGGCGCUGUGAUUCCUGUGCGUGUCCACACCAUCGUCAUCUCUGUGCAGCACGAUGAGGACGUUGCACUGGAGGACAUGCGCAGGGCUCUGAAGGAGCAGGUGAUCAGGGCCGUGGUGCCUGCCAAGUAUCUGGAUGAAGACACCAUUUACCACCUGCAGCCCAGUGGGCGCUUUGUCAUUGGUGGGCCCCAGGGGGAUGCGGGUGUCACUGGCCGCAAGAUCAUUGUGGACACUUAUGGUGGCUGGGGUGCUCAUGGCGGUGGGGCUUUCUCUGGAAAGGACUCCACCAAGGUGGACCGCUCAGCAGCCUACGCUGCCCGCUGGGUGGCUAAGUCCCUGGUGAAAGCUGGGCUGUGCCGGAGAGUGCUUGUGCAGGUGUCCUAUGCCAUCGGAGUGGCAGAGCCACUGUCCAUUUCCAUCUUCACCUAUGGAACCUCAGAGAAGACAGAACGGGAGCUGCUAGAGGUGGUGAACAGGAACUUUGACCUCCGGCCAGGUGUCAUUGUCAGGGAUUUGGACUUGAAGAGGCCCAUCUACCAGAAGACAGCCUGCUACGGCCAUUUCGGACGGAGUGAAUUCCCCUGGGAGGUGCCCAAGAAGCUCGUGUUUUAGAGCUGGCUGGCGUGGGCCUGACCUUGCCCUGCACACUCUUCUCAAGAUCCCAGAUACUCUGUCCCCCCAACUCCUCCUGGCAUCGUGCCCACCCAGCCUCUGUCCUUCUGGCAAAGCCCACCCCUCUCCUCUGCCCCACCCUGCUAUCACCAUGGAUGUUGGGGGAAGGCAGGUAGCUUCUGGGUGCUGGGGGUCAGGGUCCUUGAAUGCAGUGUCAUAAUGUCCCCUUGCCUGUCCCUCAGAGCAGGACAAUGUCACACGAGUGGGAAGGUCACCCUCAUCAAGAGAAAAUCCUCUCCCUCAGCCCUUGCACAGCCCAGACCUAACCAGAUAUCAAGGCAUCAGUGACCCAGGCACACCAGGCCUUCCUUUCUUAUGUGUGGCCAGUACCACGGCCAGGGCCUUGGCCAAGCUCUGCCCAUACUGGGCAUCUGACAUCUCCUGGGCAACUGUCACGUGCAAGGGGCCAAGGCAAUGGCCAAUCUCAUGUCUUCUUCCAACAUUAUGAAGUGGCAUCUUUUAGCUAUCACAGAGUCCCACACCCACACAUGUCAGGCCAGAGAUGGGCCCGGGCUGUGGCACAGCAGACUGGGACAAGGCUGUGGACCUGGUCCUCAGGCCUGAGCCUGGGCUGACUGGAAGUCAGGCAGUGAACCUGCUGCUCUUGGCAAGGCCAGGGUGAUGCUCUAUAUGACAGUGCAGAGCCAGGGUGGAACCAAGAGCUGGUUUCAUUACCUUGCUUGUCCUGGAAGAGAGCCCAAGGCAGGCUGGGCUGGAAUUUGGAUUGGGAAGCAGCUUUAUAAACCCAGCUUACUGACCUCUCAGAGACAUGUGGCUUGGGUUUUGGACCUCUAGGGCUUGUGGUCCAGGUCUCAUCCAGUGCCUCCAGGGGCCCCCUGGGGUUAGGGUUAGUGUAGUGACCCUUGGGUGAAGGCUAAGACAUGUGACCUUUGAGCCCCUUCCCUUACCUGGCCCCCACCCCCUUUUGGUGGUGCUGUAGGUAAGUAGGGGCUCCUCGGAUCCCCCUUCCAGACAGGCCAGUCCUGAGACCUGUGUGCAUUGCGGUAAUGGUUCCCAGGUAUGGGGCUACCUCUGGGUGAUGGACAAACUGCCUGACAUAUGAGGACAUUCUGCCUUUGCCUGCCGGCUUUGGGAGGACACAUCUGCUCCUAAAGUGCCUAAGUGGUCCUUGGCCCACCAUGGUUUUGGAAGCCUCAAACUCUCCUGGCUUUUCAUCGGUGGCUGCUGUACAUGCCCCAUCUGUCCUCAGCCUGGGCCUUGGACAGCAGGUCUCAGCACCCUUGCUAGCAGCCAGGACACCAGCUCAGGAAGGGCCCUCCAUGGCCCCAGGGGAAUGCUGGGGACCUGACUUCUUCUCAGGGGCACAGCACUGGUUGUGGCUGCAAGUGUCUGCCUGGCAGCCUUGCCUAGGAUGUAGACACUUUGAUCUGAGCCUUGUCUGCCUCCACACCCUGAGCUUCUAUGAGACUUAGGAACCUUGGUCUUUUUCAGGGUCCCUGGCUGUAUAGGGGCCUCAGCAUCCUUGCAGCACAGGGAGGGAAGGGCUCACAGGUGUCUGAGUUCCUCCAACUUGGGCUGUUCUGAAGUGGAAAUUUCCUGUCUCCUGGAGAAAAGAGAUCUUUUUGGCCUACAUUGUGCAUACGAAUCUAAAGCCUUUAUUAAUAAUUCCUUCUAGGACACUGAAUAAAAACUAAGGAGCAACUA
Chinchilla lanigera (long-tailed chinchilla) is the source of this 3234-nucleotide messenger RNA. RefSeq names its product methionine adenosyltransferase I, alpha (gene Mat1a). Bases 319 to 1509 code for a protein of 396 amino acids. Lineage: Eukaryota; Metazoa; Chordata; Mammalia; Rodentia; Chinchillidae. Gene Ontology annotation, biological process: S-adenosylmethionine biosynthetic process. The record is from RefSeq and is a predicted model, not a curated record. Gene Ontology annotation, molecular function: ATP binding; methionine adenosyltransferase activity. The transcript has 10 exons. Gene Ontology annotation, cellular component: cytosol.